GGAGAAAUGAUGUAACUCAUUCACUAUCCAAACUUUAAGGUCAAAGGCAAGAAGGAAGGUCAGGAAUAUCAUGGCCUGGCCAAAUAUUUUUCAGAGAGGAACUCUGCUCUCUCAGUUCAGCCAUCAUCAUGUCAUUGUGUUCCUGCUCACUUUCUUCAGUUAUUCAUUGCUCCAUACUUCAAGGAAAACAUUUAGCAAUGUCAAAGUCAGUGUCUCUAAGCAGUGGACCCCAACUGCUUUCAACAAAUCAACUGAACUGCCUGCAGAGCUGGCAUCGUACUCAAUUAUUUGGAGCAGCAACCAUUUGUUCCCCAGUGCAGAGGAAGCCACUCUUUUCCUUGGAACACUGGAUACUAUUUUUCUCUUCUCCUAUGCUGUGGGCCUUUUCAUCAGUGGCAUCGUUGGGGAUCGGCUUAAUUUACGAUGGGUUCUGUCUUUUGGCAUGUGUUCUUCUGCAUUAGUGGUAUUUGUCUUUGGCACCCUCACAGAAUGGCUACAUUUCUACAACAAGUGGUUCUACUGCUGUCUGUGGAUUGUGAAUGGUCUGUUGCAGUCCACAGGUUGGCCCUGUGUAGUUGCUGUUAUGGGCAACUGGUUUGGGAAAGCUGGACGAGGAGUUAUUUUUGGUCUUUGGAGUGCCUGUGCUUCAGUGGGUAAUAUUUUGGGAGCAUGUCUAGCUUCUUCUGUUCUGCAGUAUGGUUAUGAGUAUGCCUUUCUGGUGACAGCAUCUGUGCAGUUUGCUGGUGGGAUCAUCAUCUUCUUUGGACUCUUGGUAUCACCAGAAGAAAUUGGUCUCCCAGGUAUUGAGGUAAAAGAAACUUUUGAAGAAGACUCACACAGGCCUUUAAUUAAUGGUGCUGAAAAUGAAGAUGAAUAUGAGCCUAAUUAUUCAAUCCAAGAAAGCAGUACUGUUACUCAAGCCAAGGCAAUAAGCUUUAGUCAGGCUUGUUGCUUUCCUGGAGUUAUACCAUAUUCACUUGCCUAUGCCUGCUUGAAGUUAGUGAAUUACUCCUUCUUCUGGUUGCCGUUUUAUCUGAGUAACAACUUUGGAUGGAAGGAGGCUGAAGCUGACAAGCUGUCCAUUUGGUACGAUGUAGGAGGAAUUAUAGGUGGAACUUUGCAAGGCUUCAUCUCUGACAUGUUACAAAAGAGAGCACCAGUUUUAGCUCUAAGUCUACUCCUGGCAGUUGGGUCGCUUGUUGGAUAUAGUCGUUCUCCAAACAACAAGUCCAUUAAUGCACUUUUAAUGGCUGUUACAGGAUUUUUUAUUGGUGGACCAUCUAACAUGAUUAGCUCAGCUAUUUCUGUGGACCUGGGUCGCCAAGAACUAGUCCAAGGGAGCAGUGAGGCUUUGGCCACAGUCACAGGAAUUGUUGAUGGAACUGGGAGCAUUGGAGCUGCUGUGGGCCAGUAUUUAGUGUCUUUGAUACAGGACAACCUAGGGUGGAUGUGGGUUUUCUAUUUUUUCAUUCUCAUGACAAGUUGUACAAUUGUAUUUAUCUCACCAUUAAUAGUGAGGGAAAUAUACUACCUUGUGCAGAGGAGACAAGCUUACACAUUGAAUGAGUGAUCAGUGCCUACAAAAGAAAAAGAACAAUGGGAGACAAU
Messenger RNA from Choloepus didactylus (southern two-toed sloth), 1608 nucleotides. Its product is annotated as sugar phosphate exchanger 3-like. Gene Ontology annotation, cellular component: endoplasmic reticulum membrane. NCBI's taxonomy places the organism in Eukaryota, Metazoa, Chordata, Mammalia, Pilosa, Megalonychidae. Gene Ontology annotation, molecular function: transmembrane transporter activity. Gene Ontology annotation, biological process: transmembrane transport. Bases 71 to 1570 code for a protein of 499 amino acids. The record is from RefSeq and is a predicted model, not a curated record. The transcript is spliced from 3 exons.